Messenger RNA from Fonsecaea pedrosoi CBS 271.37, 630 nucleotides. RefSeq lists its product as uncharacterized. The record is from RefSeq and is a predicted model, not a curated record. Bases 1 to 630 code for a protein of 209 amino acids. The transcript is spliced from 5 exons. Lineage: Eukaryota; Fungi; Ascomycota; Eurotiomycetes; Chaetothyriales; Herpotrichiellaceae.
AUGGCCGUUACCUUGCUCCGCAGCAAUCCUUCGGCGUGGUUUCGUGAUGCACCGAUCGAGCCGAGAGACCUUGAGCUCAUCUCUGCCGAUCGCGUGGAUUUCGUUGUCUACAAUCAGGGGAGUUACCUGCGUAAGAUCUACCAUAUGAAAGCGGGUGAAGGAUUCGAGAGUACUAUUUGGAAGGUCGAGGCCGACGAGGAGUGUAAAGAGUUGGUUCGUUCGGCUGGGGCAAAGCUAUAUGGGUACGAUGAGGGACCUAGCAUAUCUCCACACUGGGCUAUUGUCACCGUCAACGUCAAUAUUAUGACUCCUCCCAGUUUCCCCUUCCAUUGGGGUUUUCUUUCCACACAGCCCGAGAAUAUCCGCAUCUUCAAGAGGCCUGCGGGGUUUUGUGACUUACACGGUUGCGACGCUAUGAUACUGCGUAGCUGUAUCGCCAACACAGAUGGGCUCAUAGACACGCCGAGCGUUGCCGACCGUGUAUGGGAUAUUCUGUGUCUAAAGAUGGGCGAUGAUUAUGACUAUCCGUGGAUGGUUGUCGCGGUGAAGGACGCUGGACCCCUCCCCGAGGAUGAAUUCGAUACCUGUGGCUGCCAGGACCCGUCGGCAUGUGGUUGCAGCUUUGAGUGA